UAGGCCGCCAGACUAAACCCCUAAUUUCUUCCUCAUUGGGUUUUGAUAUUUGUGACUAGAAACUAACCCUGGAUCUCUCUCGUCAAUGUUCUCCUAACAAAUCACAGUCAGAGUUGCUGAUUUUAAUCUUAACCUGCAGUCUAGCGAACAAGAGAGUAUUGAAAAAAUCGAUUACGGGUUAAGUCGUCAGAAUUUGUAGACAUGUCCACUCUGCAGAAUCCUUCGAGUGAGCAGCAGCCUGCAAAUAACCAGCAGGCUGCAGAUAGCAACCAGCAACAACCGGGCCCUUCGGCUGCUGGCCCUGUUGGCUGGAUAGACCACCACUACAGGAGGCUCAAGGAAAAUGCAGAAACGUAUCCCUAUGUAUGGGCAUCAUAUGCGGUUGUAUACGUUGGUUUUGGCCUUUGGACUACCUAUAGGUGGAGAAAACUUCGGCGGACUGAAGAUAGAGUUAGAGUCCUUCAAGCAAGACUCCACAAACUUGUUGAAGCCGAGGAGUCAGCAACCUCCAAGGCAGUGCCUGACAUGACAGCAACCUCCACAGCAGUACCCAAAAUGACAGCAUCAUCCACCAUCACCAAAGCGGGGGAGUCAGCAGCAUCCACCACUGUCACUGACAAAGCAGCUAUCUGAAGAUAGUAGAUAUCAAAUAGUUGAUUUGAUCUAUUUACGUCUAAAUUGCGAAUUUGCACAGAUUGGUGAGAGUUUUGAUAAUAUUUAGAAAGUCCUAUAAUGUUAUCUGGAUAAGCUUAAAAUCCAGUAUACUUUUGGUUGUGGCCGCCUAAAUUUUGUUGGAGCGUGAUCAGUUACGUGACUCCAAAAACGUUAUAUCGAAGUUUUUCUUGCAA
Molecule: messenger RNA, 848 nt
Organism: Daucus carota subsp. sativus
Lineage: Eukaryota; Viridiplantae; Streptophyta; Magnoliopsida; Apiales; Apiaceae
Exons: 2
Coding region: 202-633 (143 amino acids)
Source: RefSeq, a predicted model, not a curated record